GAUACGCUACAGUUGGCGACGAGGAAGUGGCGGCGAUGGCCGUCGGCAGGAUCGGCGAGUAUCGUCUGGGCACAAACGCGUCAUGGGACGAAUACGUCGAGAGGCUCGAAAUGUUCUGCGAAGCUAACAAGAUAGCGAAAGAAGAACAGAAAAGAGACGUCCUGCUGAGUUGUUGCGGCGAAGAAGCGUACGGGCUCAUCGUGACUCUGGUGAAGCCAUCAAGACCGACAGCAGCAACCUACGAGGAAAUUAAGACGGCGGUUCGCAAGCACCUGCAUCCAAGGCCUUCAGAGCAAUACGCAAUGUUUUUGUUCUACAAGAGAAACCAGGCUGCCGAGGAAUCGGUUGCGGACUACAUCACGGCGCUUCGAAAGCUAGCCGAAGACUGCGGUUUUGGCGACGAGCAGCUCCCGUUGGACAUCAUGAUGCGAGAUCGUUUCGCAUGCGGCCUCCAGAACGAAGCAGUUCAACAGCGACUUCUCGAAGAACAUGACCUUACGUUCAACAUUGCGUACGACAUGGCCGCGACCGCAGAAGCGACAGCCAAGGAACAGCGAGACAUACGGAUGCAAGGCUGA
Dermacentor andersoni is the source of this 578-nucleotide messenger RNA. RefSeq lists its product as uncharacterized. Lineage: Eukaryota; Metazoa; Arthropoda; Arachnida; Ixodida; Ixodidae. The record is from RefSeq and is a predicted model, not a curated record.